AGCAUAGUCACUUUCUGCGAAGCCAGAUUUCUUCUCCCUCCCUAACGCUCCCGCUUAGUGGCCUGUAUUUCCUGCAUGGAACUUUUUCCGAGCCACUAACAGAUUGCGCAGUGAAUUAUGAUGAAGAUCACAUGAUCACAAUAUCACAAAAUCGCUCUUCAAUGGUAUAAUCCAUAGCGACUCUACUUUGUCUUUUUUUUUUUUCUUUCUUUUUGUUUCUUUAGAACGAUUUAGAAUUAGUACCAUUUACACGUAACUAUGGAAUCGAAAGCCUAAAUGAAAAGAAAAAUUAUAGGAAAUAUAGAGAAUAGUAAAAGUGGAAGAUGAAUAGGAGGAUAAGAUAAUCAGUGAUAAAAGAAAAAAACAAAAGUAGGAGGAGACGCGGAAAAGAAAAAGAACGAGAAAGGAUCUACACGUACAAUAAUAUCAUGCCAAUAAUUACGGAACUUUCGUAACAAAGUGACCGCGCAUGAAAAAUUUUUUUCAAAAAAUAGGCUAUUUAAAGCCUAUUUAAAGUCCGUAGUUCGAAGGUAUUGACUUCUCCGAUGUGAUAAACAAUGUUGCAUCAUUAACUGUAUAUGAGGAAGAUUUUUGGCUUGACAUACACUUGAGUCUUCUUCUGUCCAUAUAAUUUGAAGGUAGAAUAAUCCAACGAUGCUCUAUGCGGUUAGGUAGAAUUAAAUGCGUAUCAUUCAAGUUUUGUGGAACAUAAUGGAAACAUUGGUAACAUGGCACUUUUGCCAAUUAGAACACAUUUCAGGGGACCUGCACCUCCAUUUAAUGGAAAGGAUCUAGAUAUAAUUGAUGAAGCAUUGUACUUUUUCAAAGCAAAUGUAUUUUUUCGAACAUAUGAAAUUAAGAGUGAAGCUGAUAGACUUUUAAUUUACAUUACAUUAUAUAUUACUGAAUGUUUGAAAAGAUUGCAAAAAUGUGCAACUCAAGCUCAAGCAACAAAUGAGAUGUAUUCUCUUGCUAUUUCGAAGUUUGACAUUCCUGGUGAUCCUGGAUUUCCUCUGAAUUCUGUAUAUGCUAAACCAAAUAAUCCUGUAGAAGCUGAUACCAUGAGACAGUAUUUGCAACAAAUAAGGCAGGAGACAGGUGUUAGACUUGUAGAGAAAGUAUAUGGAGAAGAUGGGAAACCAAGUAAAUGGUGGUUAUGUUUUGCCAAGAAAAAAUUCAUGGAUAAAUCCUUAUCCGGACCUGGACAAUAAAGUAUACUUUUCGAUACUGUUCCGUGGGAUACAGUGGAUGAAUACAAGAAGUUACUGUAUGAAUUUGAUAAAAUAAUGAAACUUGUGAUUCAAAAUAAAACUUACAAAAAACAAAUAUACAUAAAUCGAGGAUGAUGACUGAUGAUUAUUGUGCAUCAUAUACUUAUAUAUGUGAUUAAUCGAUGAAUUAAACUUAUACACUUAAUUUAA
Molecule: messenger RNA, 1421 nt
Organism: Osmia bicornis bicornis
Lineage: Eukaryota; Metazoa; Arthropoda; Insecta; Hymenoptera; Megachilidae
Gene: Arpc3A
Product: actin-related protein 2/3 complex subunit 3-like
Exons: 4
Coding region: 729-1211 (160 amino acids)
Biological process (GO): regulation of actin filament polymerization; Arp2/3 complex-mediated actin nucleation
Cellular component (GO): Arp2/3 protein complex; cytoskeleton
Molecular function (GO): actin filament binding
Source: RefSeq, a predicted model, not a curated record